This is a messenger RNA of Sinocyclocheilus anshuiensis, 3772 nucleotides long. It is a transcript of the gene spg7, whose product is annotated as SPG7 matrix AAA peptidase subunit, paraplegin. The coding region runs from base 1146 to 3521 and encodes 791 amino acids. Gene Ontology annotation, molecular function: ATP-dependent peptidase activity; ATP binding; ATP hydrolysis activity. Gene Ontology annotation, biological process: mitochondrial protein processing. Gene Ontology annotation, cellular component: m-AAA complex; membrane. Lineage: Eukaryota; Metazoa; Chordata; Actinopteri; Cypriniformes; Cyprinidae. The transcript has 17 exons. The record is from RefSeq and is a predicted model, not a curated record.
AAUGGAGAGCCUGCUUGGGUAUAUGUAGUAAAGUAGUUUGCUUUUUUGUUUGUUUGUUUUUUUUAAGUAACGAGUGAACUGUGCUGCCGGAAUUGUUUUUCCUCAUCCCGUUUUAAUUCAGACUGAUCUGAAACAGCCGUUUAUUGCGAUCUACAGCAUACUUUAUAAGUAUUAUAAACUGUUUGCCGGUGACGGAUUGCGAGAUCAUCAGCCACAGCACGAUUUGCUUUCUUUGACUGUUGUCUGGUAAAUGUAUAUUAGAUGCGUUGGUUUUUGUUUUAUUUUCGAUUUGACGUCACAAGCCUCAGGGACCGUGACACCGAUUUCUUGCGAUCAGAAUAACGCAAUGGCUCCCUCUAUUGAAAAGAGCCUAAACUAGCUGUCUGAGAUAUAGCCUCCUCUAUUCUAGACAAUCUUGUUAUAAUUAUACUCAAGUGUGCUGCCCUCACUUCGUAUCCUAACAUAAAAGACAUCUGAAAUCACACAGGCCCAUACCUGCAAGUGCAAAUAAGAAUAGCAGACGUGUAAAAUCUUGCUUCGACAAAAAGCUGACUAGUGCGACAUGACUAUAUAUAUAUCUUAAUAAUGACUAAUGAUUUAUUUUACCUAUAUUUCUGCGCUAUAACUAGAUUAUAUUUAUUUUUCCACUAUAACUACGUUUUAAACAUCAGAUUACAGUCGUCUUUGCGCAUGCCCAAUUAGAACUGUUUGUAGUUUUUUGGGUUCAUGAACGUGCAAGUAGAACUACAUUUCCCGUCAGCCCGUACUCGAACUGUUUCCGUUCUGAUUGGCUGAUUCCGAAGGUGAAAGUUGAACAGACAUGUUUUUCAAGCCCGCACGGUAAACAUCAUUAAAGUUCACGGCUUUAGUAGUCAGUACAGCUUUGUAAUGGCCUUGUAGUUGUAUAAUUUAAGACCCUUUUGUAUUUAAGCAUUUUAUUUGUUCUGUAUGUUUGGGAUAUAUUCGAGCAGGAGACGCGCUUGUUGUUUUACAGCAGCUAUAUUUUUGGCUGUGUUGGAUAAGACCUGCAGAAUCACAGUGAGAGCUGCGUGAUAGCACCUCUUAGGGAGCUCACAUUAAAGACUGCCAUUUGUUCUGGUUUAGUAUGUUUUUGAUCAAAGCGACGCGAUAAACCAGCAUUUAGUAUGGCAGCGCUACUUUUGCAGCGCGGAAGCAAAUGUUACGACAAACGGGUUUGGUCGCUAUCGUCUCGUUUAAGCUGUUUUCAAACCUGCAGAAAACUCCUGGAGAGCAAUGUGACUUCAUACUCGCCUUUAGUGACUCCAAACAAACGAGGUCUAAAAUCAGGACACAUUCAGAACAUUUUGACAAAGCCUUUAAUCCCGAGGCUUAUUGGACUUGAAUUCCAUUGUCGCCACAAACUGAUCACAAAUCCUGUGAAACUUUGGAAACUAUUAGGCACUACUCACUAUUUCAGCACAUCCAACAGAAGACAUGAAAAGAAAGAAGGUGGAAAAGGGAAGACCCCAGAGGAGGAUGAAGAAGAGAAAAAGAGACGAGAGCAGGAGGACCAGAUGUAUAGGGAACGACUGCGCACACUCUUUAUUAUCGCUGUCAUCAUGAGCUUGCUCAACUCCAUCAACACCAGUGGGGGGAACAUAUCCUGGAAUGAUUUUGUAAAUGAAAUGUUGGCUAAAGGGGAGGUGUCACGAGUACAGGUGGUUCCAGAGAGUGACAUUGUGGAGAUCUACCUUCACCCUGGUGCAGUCAUCUUCGGCAGACCUAGACUUGCCCUGAUGUACCGAAUGCAGGUGGCUAAUAUUGACAAGUUUGAGGAGAAGCUUAGAGCAGCAGAGGAAGAGCUGAAUAUUGAUACCAAAGACAGAAUACCAGUCACCUACAAGCGCACAGGCUUCUUUGGGAAUGCUCUUUAUGCACUCGGUAUGGCUGCCAUUGGGGUUGCAAUUCUCUGGUACAUCUUCCGCCUGGCAGGAAUGGGUGGGAGAGAUGGUGGCUUUAGCGCUUUUAAUCAAUUAAAAAUGGCUAAAUUCACUAUUGUCGAUGGGAAAUCUGGGAAAGGUGUAAGCUUCAAAGAUGUUGCGGGAAUGCACGAGGCCAAGAUGGAAGUCAAAGAGUUUGUGGACUAUCUAAAGAAUCCAGAUAGAUACCUUCAGCUUGGGGCCAAGGUACCUAAGGGCUCUCUGCUCCUGGGGCCCCCUGGCUGUGGUAAAACUCUGCUGGCUAAGGCAGUGGCAACAGAAGCUCAGGUGCCCUUCCUUGCCAUGGCAGGUUCAGAGUUUGUGGAGGUGAUCGGAGGCCUUGGUGCCGCAAGAGUGCGAAGUCUUUUCAAAGAGGCUCGUGCUCGAGCGCCAUGCAUCGUCUACAUCGAUGAGAUUGAUGCUGUGGGGAAGAAACGGUCCACAAACAUGUCUGGUUUCUCAAACACAGAGGAAGAGCAGACCCUUAACCAGCUGCUUGUGGAGAUGGAUGGAAUGGGUACCACAGAUCAUGUGAUUGUCCUGGCCUCCACUAACCGGGCAGACAUUCUGGACAAUGCACUUAUGAGACCAGGCAGACUUGACAGGCACAUAUUUAUAGACCUGCCAACUCUUCAGGAGAGAAAGGAAAUCUUUGAGCAGCACCUGAAGAUCCUGAAGCUUACUCAGCCGGCAGACUUCUACUCCCUGCGUCUGGCAGAGUUGACACCAGGCUUCAGUGGGGCUGACAUCGCCAACAUCUGCAAUGAAGCCGCCCUUCAUGCUGCCAGAGAGGGCUACAAGUCUAUUGACACCUUUAACUUUGAAUAUGCUGUGGAGAGAGUCAUCGCAGGGAGUGUGAAGAAGAGUAACAUCUUAUCUAAAGAAGAGCAGAGGGUGGUGGCUUUUCAUGAGUCUGGUCAUGCUUUAGUGGGAUGGCUACUAGAACACACCGAAGCGGUCAUGAAGGUUUCAAUUGCUCCCAGAACAAAUGCUGCUUUGGGCUUUGCUCAGAUCCUGCCAAAGGAUCAGUAUUUAUUUACUAAAGAGCAGCUGUUUGAGAGGAUGUGUAUGGCUUUGGGUGGACGAGCCUCUGAAGCCAUCACCUUCAAUAAGGUCACCACAGGUGCUCAGGAUGACCUGAGGAAGGUGACCCGCGUGGCCUACUCCAUGGUGAAGCAGUAUGGCAUGGUUGCCAGUGUGGGCCAGGUGUCCUUCCCCGACUCCGAGGAUCAGGGCGGUAUUGGACGGAGACCAUUCAGCCAAGGACUCCAACAGCAGAUGGACCAUGAAGCUAAGAUGCUAAUAGCAAAGGCCUACAGGCACACAGAGAAAUUGCUCUUGGACAACAGAGACAAACUUAUUUUGCUGGCUAAUAACCUGCUGGAGAGGGAGGUGGUCAACUACGAUGACAUUGAGACUUUGCUGGGACCUCCUCCGUUUGGACCCAAAAAGAUGAUUGCCCCUCAAAGCUGGGUGGAGGCAGAAAGAGACAAGCAGGACACUGGUGAAGAUGAGCCACGCAGACCCCAGAGACCCCUCCGCAAAGACAAAGAUGAUGACAUCAACCUGAGUCCAGCGUGAGCUCCACAACACACGCAGUCACAUUCACAUGUGUAAACAGCCUUUAAUGAGUACACGUGGAAGUUCAAGAGUGGAUCGGCUGCCUUUGAGGAUCAGUCUGAUUUUCAAAAUUGUGCUUUUAAGGGAAAAAAAUGCUGUUCUUGCCCUUGAUGUUCCAGCUCCGUUCUGCUCUGAUUGACUGAAAAAUAAUGGCAACGUAUGUGCUUGGUUUAGGCAGAUCAUUGACCAGUAAUUAUAUUUGAAAUGUCUUU